Molecule: messenger RNA, 2316 nt
Organism: Sinocyclocheilus grahami
Lineage: Eukaryota; Metazoa; Chordata; Actinopteri; Cypriniformes; Cyprinidae
Gene: syt9b
Product: synaptotagmin IXb
Exons: 7
Coding region: 406-1959 (517 amino acids)
Biological process (GO): calcium-ion regulated exocytosis
Cellular component (GO): exocytic vesicle; dense core granule; plasma membrane
Molecular function (GO): calcium-dependent phospholipid binding; clathrin binding; calcium ion binding
Source: RefSeq, a predicted model, not a curated record
AAGAGCAAAGCUGGUGUGGGAGGAGCAGUUUUAGAUUGGCAGAAGACAAGGGAUCCCAGAAGGCUUGUACUGAGGGAGAUGCGAGCCAGCCAACAGCUUUUUUCAUUCAUGAAGAUGCAAUUCAGCGCCGACACUUGGUGUUUUCUGCGGGUGUAGCCCAGCUGAGUUAAUUCAACCAGUGUCACGGAGCGCUAUGCGCUCAACUGGAGCCGUUCACAUGUGUGCAAACCAUAAGUGCAAACUUGUGGCUUUGAUCUGAACACUGCUGGACACUGUUCAAUUCAACUUUCCUUAUGGGAUUGUGCUGGGCGAGUAUGAAGAGCGCUGUCAGAAGCUGGAAGUGGCGGUCAGCUGUGUCUCGACAGGCGUUAUAGGAGUCUUCAUUCAGAAGGAUGCUGGUGGGAAAUGCCUGCAGACAGAGAGGAUGAGAUUUGUGGAAAGGCGCUGGAGCUUCUGUCCGAUCUGUGCUCGAGAGGAGAGGUGCAAGAUAAAAACUGCCUGGAUUUCACCUACUAUUUCCGCGAUCUCGGGAGACCGAGAUAUUCGGACUCUGAUGUGUCUGUGAGUCUGCUGUCCCUCUUGGUGACCACAUGUGGCCUGGCGCUGUUUGCCGUCUCCCUGUUCGUGUCAUGGAAGUUGUUUUGGGUGCCAUGGCGAGAUCGCUUCUUGCCCGGCCUAAAGGACCAGCAGGGCGAGCAGCAGCCGGUCCUGACCGAGGUGGAGGGCCUGGAGCGUGAAUACAGCGAGGACUUCAAGAAGGAUCCCAAUGCGCCAACGGUGCUCCCAGAGUCAGCAAUGAAGAUCAGCCACACAUCCCCGGACAUCCACCUGGAGGCCCAGACUAAGGCCAAGGAGCUCAACCACAUCCACAUAGCUCGCGUACAGCGACAAGUCACCGAACCGACCUCAUCUGUCAGGCACAACUCCAUCCGGAGACAGAUGAACGUCUCCAACCCCGAUUUCAACUUGGCCCAGUUCCAGAGACAGGAGUCCAUAACUGGUCCAGGUUUGGGUCGCAUCAAGCCUGAGCUCUACAAACAGCGGUCGGUGGACGCGGACGACGGCAGACGAGCGGACAGCUGCGGCCGCUUGCACUUCAUCCUUAAAUACGACUGUGACUUGGAGCAGCUCAUCGUGAAGAUCCACAAAGCCCAAGAUCUACCUGCCAAGGACUUUACGGGAACGUCCGACCCAUACGUGAAGAUUUACCUGUUGCCAGAACGCAAAACCAAGCAUCAAACCAAGGUGCACCGCAAGACUCUGAACCCCAUCUUUGAUGAGGUUUUCCUGUUUCCUGUGGAGUAUGCUGAGCUUCCCACGCGCAAGCUCCAUUUUAGCGUCUAUGACUUCGACCGCUUCUCGCGCCAUGACGUCAUUGGUCAAGUGGUGGUGGACAACUUCUUGGAUCUACCUGACUUUCCACAGGAAACCAAGCUCUGCAGGGAUAUCCUUUAUGUUAGUGCGGAUAAUGUGGAUCUGGGAGAUCUGAUGUUUUCUCUUUGUUACUUGCCAACUGCCGGCCGACUGACAAUAACCAUAAUUAAAGCCAGAAAUCUUAAAGCCAUGGACAUCACAGGAGCGUCUGAUCCUUAUGUAAAGGUUUCUCUAAUGUGUGACGGCCGGAGACUGAAGAAAAGGAAAACAUCAACGAAAAGGAACACUCUCAAUCCGGUCUACAAUGAAGCUAUUGUUUUUGAUGUUCCACCUGAGAACAUCGACCAAAUAAGUCUUUUAAUAGCAGUAAUGGACUAUGACCGCGUAGGUCACAAUGAGGUUAUUGGCGUGUGUCAUGUGGGAAACCGAGCUCAGAGUUUGGGACGCGAUCACUGGAAUGAGAUGCUCACGUACCCACGCAAACCCAUCGCCCGCUGGCAUCCGCUUGUAGAGUGGGUUGGUCAGAGCACGGCCGGCGGGAGCCAAGGCUCCUAUAAUUCCCUGAGGACACCUCCUUCUCCGUAAUGGAUGCCGUCAAAUUUCAGCCAUGGAGACACCCGGCAUGUUCCAGUUCACAACUUUAAUGAAAAGGAAGGAGCGAGAGAGGUUCUGUUAAAGGGCACUUUAAAUGUGUGCGCACACUCAAUGCAGUAAACACCCAGGACUCUUUAGCCGUAAGGUUUCCUGGAUAGAAGACUAGUGUCAGGUCCACUGCAUGUGAAGUGACCGUGUGUGAGCAGUAUUUGGUUAUAAAACGAGCCUUGAACGUUGUUCUGCUUUUGUUGAAAACUUUAGUUGAGAGGUAAGUAUUUUUGACAUUGUCAUGUUUUAUGUAUCUGUAUAACACAUUGUAAUACACUAAUAUUGUUUGAAGUGUAGUGC